This is a messenger RNA of Harpegnathos saltator (Jerdon's jumping ant), 989 nucleotides long. RefSeq lists its product as uncharacterized. The record is from RefSeq and is a predicted model, not a curated record. The coding region runs from base 107 to 907 and encodes 266 amino acids. The transcript is spliced from 2 exons. NCBI's taxonomy places the organism in Eukaryota, Metazoa, Arthropoda, Insecta, Hymenoptera, Formicidae.
CGAUGGUUCGGAAUACAGCCUGAAGGCUGCUCUGCUACACAAUGGAAAUGAAAAACCAUCCAUUCCGAUUGCUCAUGCAGUACAAACGAAGGAAUGCUACAACACAAUGCGUAAGAUCUUGGCCAAGAUAAAAUAUAAUGAGCAUCAAUGGAAAAUUUGUGGCGAUCUAAAGGUGAUUGGUCUCUUGAUUGGGAUGCAAUCUGGAUUUACCAAAUUUUGCUGCUUUUUGUGCCUGUGGGAUAGCCGUGCAAUUGACCAUCAUUAUGUGAGAAAAGAUUGGCCAAGUCGUAGUAAUUAUGAGCCAGGAAAACAAAACGUCUCCUCUGCACCACUUGUGAACCCACGGGACAUUUUCCUGCCACCUCUUCACAUCAAACUUGGCCUUAUCAAGAACUUCGUCAAAGCGCUCAACCAUGAGGGACCGGCUUUUCAGUAUUUAAUCAAGUUGUUUCCCAAAUUGUCCUACGCAAAAAUCAAAGAAGGAAUAUUUGUCAGACCUGAUAUUCGAAAAUUAAUGCCCGAUGGGAACUUUACAAAAUGUUUAAUGCCCGAUGAAGCGGCAGCAUGGGCAUCAUUUCAAAGUGUUGUUCACAGCUUUCUCGGUAACCGCAAAUCCCCGGAUUUUAAGCAAAUAAUCCGCAAUUUGUUGCAAAAUUACCGCAAGAUUGGAGCUCGAAUGUCUCUCAAAAUUCAUUUCUUGCAUUCACAUCUCGAUUUUUUCCCUGAAAACUUAGGCGAUACGAGCGACGAGCAAGGAGAGCGGCUACACCAAGAUAUGGCGAAAAUCGAAAGACGAUACCAAGGAUUUUGGGAUGAUGGCAUGAUGAGCGACUACUGUUGGACUCUAAUGCGUGAAACGGAUCCCAAACAAUACAAACGACUCAGUUUUACUGCUCUUCAUUUCUGAUUUAUAACUUUUAAUUGAAUAAUAUAGCCAUUAAUUGUCAAAAAUAAUAAAAAAUGAAUUUAUUGAAUAUCUCGUAAACUAG